GGCAAAUCAUUUCAGCCUCCCUAGUCGGCUCCAUCACUAUUCUCGUUCUCAACUCUGAACUUGCCCUCUUUCUGUCUCUGCAACUGCAAACUACAAAAUCUACAAGAAUCAGAAGUUCGAAACCCAUAUAAUUCAGUUUAUCUAUCUGUCUGCAAGAAUCAAAAUUUCAAAACCUAUUACCUAUAUCAAAACCCAUAUUGGCAUAUCAUUUUAGAUUGUUGAAAAAAUCAAAACCCAUAUCCUUCAGUUUCCAUCGCCCGCUGUUCCAGUUCAGGUUCGUCGUUCGCAAGCUUCAGCCGCUGGCCCUCUGUCUCUCAACUCUCAAGCCCCUCUCUUUGCAACUGCUAACUUUGUGUGCAGCUCCAGGUUCAAAAACAUUCCAGUUACUCGCGAUGAUACACGGAUCAACUGAAUAUGGUUCUUUACCUAGUGGAAUGGUAAUAGCAAAUGAUGUUGACGUCCAAAGGUGUAACCUCCUUAUCCACCAAACAAAAAGAAUGUGCCCUGCUAACUUGAUUGUCACAAUCAUGAAGCGCAACACUUCCCUAGUUGCCAUUUAAAUAACAAUCAUUCUAAUACCUCUGAGACUGGAGUGUUGAAGGAGCCAAAUCUCAGUCAACUUUUAUUUGAUCGUGUCUUGUGUGAUGUUCCUUGCAGCGGGGAUGGUACUCUCCGUAAGGCUCCUGAUAUAUGGAGGAAAUGGAGCAUUGGAAUGGGUAAUGGGCUUCAUGGUCUACAAGUUCAGAUUGCAAUGUGGGGUAUGGCUUUGCUUAAAGUUGGUGGAAGAAUGGUUUACUCAACUUGCUCUAUGAAUCCAGUUGAGAAUGAGGCUGUGGUUGCUGAGAUUCUGCGGAGGUGCAGGGGGUCUGUCGAACUUCUUGAUGUCUCCAGUGAGCUUCCUCAGCUUGUUUGCAGACCAGGUCUUAAGAAAUGGAAGGUCAAAAGCUAGGAUUGCGGCUCCCGUUACUUUUUUUGUUGCCCUUAUAUUUUUUGUAUAGCUCAUGAUCAAGAAGUUGCAUAUAUGGAAAAGAGAGAUUAAAACAGAGCAAGAAGAUAUGAAGAAUUUUUGUUUUAUUUUGGUUAAGUAAAGAUAUAAGGUGUGGAUUAUGUACAUCUUUGAAAUUCGUAUAUAUUUUUGUAUAAAACCAUGAUUUGGAAUUGGUUAUAUAUAUAUAUAUAAAUUA
This is a messenger RNA of Cornus florida, 1184 nucleotides long. Its product is annotated as multisite-specific tRNA:(cytosine-C(5))-methyltransferase trm4a-like. Gene Ontology annotation, molecular function: methyltransferase activity. The transcript is spliced from 7 exons. NCBI's taxonomy places the organism in Eukaryota, Viridiplantae, Streptophyta, Magnoliopsida, Cornales, Cornaceae. Bases 713 to 949 code for a protein of 78 amino acids. Gene Ontology annotation, biological process: RNA methylation. The record is from RefSeq and is a predicted model, not a curated record.